UUGGCAAAAAUUUGUUGGUAUAUUUAGGCAUGAGUAUGGUUGGUUUGUUCUUGGUUGGGUAUAUAUAUGCUUAAUCCUUAUUUGGUAAACAUUACAUGGAACUAGAACGGCUGGAUAUCGGCUUGACCAUGUUUUCAUCCAAGAAAAAAUCAAAAAAGGUGUCCAAGAAGGCAGUGGAGGGUAAAAACGUUGUUGAUGAAAGGCAGUCGGGAAAAUUCCGCCAUUCUCACUUCAUAUCCAACGCCUUUGACUUUCUCGAUGAAUUUGAAGAAGAAAUUGACGACCAAAACAUAAGUUGUAACAACAACGCUUGUUCCAAACAAUGCGGCCUCAAAGUUGACGAUUUUGAUUCCGAAUUUGUGCGUGGUUCUGAAACAGACGACCAAAAUAUUUCGGCAGACGGCAGAGAUUUUUCAGCAGACGUCAAUCAGGUUGUCAACAAUCAGGGUACCAACGGUGAAAUAUCAAAUACCGGUACUCUACACUCUGUUACAAAUACUGAGUCAAACUCGAGUGCCAGAGCAGCUAAUGGGAAUGAGUCACGCGGCACCGUACCAAAUGGGAAUGAACCCAGUGAGGACAGAAUGGUCGGCCAUAUUGAUUAUUCCAAUCCCAGCAGACGUACAAACGAAGUAAAUGUGGGAUGCUAUGCAGAAGAUUGCGCCAACCAGAAAUCUUAUCCCGGAGAAAACUUUGCUGAAAAUGGACAAAAUACAACUUUCCAGAGUCGCAAAACUUCCUCAGGUCUGAUUCGGGAUUCUAGUAUGCCUGGUUGCUAUGGAAACACUAGUGUUGGCGAUGAAUUAGGCAUUGGUGCGUUGACGGGAGGUGAGACGGAUGGGGUAGCUUUGCAUUCUUGUGGAUUGAAAGCAGACGGUGUGUUGGAGGCGCCGGGGACCAUGUGUGCAGAAAACAUGGACGAGUUUGAUUCGAAAGAAGACGGUCCAUGUUUGAAGGGAAGGUGUCCAGAAUUAAAGGGUGAUGCCACGGAAUUAAAGGUCAAGGCCACAGAUUCAAAUGGACUAUCAAGGUCAGUGUCGUCUCAGGAUAAAAACAUGCUCACAAACGGGAAGAAUUGUGAUAUUUCAGAUUUGGUUGAGAAAAAGAUUCCUGGAAGUGUUUCUGUGCCGAGCAAUUUGGAAUGUUCUGGAAGUCCAACAAUGACUGGUGAUGUCAUCACAAAAAGUGAUGAGGUCAUUGAUAUGUGUGUAAAAAAUACUAAUGUUGUGGACUCUGCUGAUCAAAAUUGUGAUGAAAAACUUAAAACUAAAAUUUGUGAUUCUGAAAAAGAUGGAUUAACGGAUGUGGUUGUAAAAAAUCAGGCAAAUGUUUAUGUCGAAGCUCAAAAUGGGUCGGUUGAAAAAGUUGAAUCAAAUGGGCAUAAUGGUGUGGUAAAAAAUGUGGAAUUGAAUGGAACAAACCAAAGUACCGCUGUUGGGACGACUUCAGAGGAUUCAGGUCUGAUGAAAAGGUCAGUGGACAGUGACCUUGACACUGAGGUCAAGGUCGUUUUACGAAGGUCGGCAGCAAAUUCACCAAGUCGUUUCAGUGAGAGUUCGUCGCGGGGGACGAGCGAGGAUGAGGAUGAUGAUGAAGAUGCAGGUGUGUAUGGGGAGACCCAUCGGUACUCCCAGUGGAUACUUAGCGACGAAGACGACAAACUACAGAUGGCGCCGGUUAUCGAAAAUGGUCCUGGCGUUGGCUCGGAAGGAUUGGACGAUGCAUUUUUCGAACAAGACCAAGAUGUAACGAAUGAAAGUAAGACACACAGACGCCUAGAGUCGCAGUCCUCGACAACAUCAGAGCGCGAAUUUAAGCGGAAAUAUCAGCACGUUUCCCGGAAGGUCGUGAAACGGAAGUCAAGUCUUCAGGCGUAUGAGCGUUUGUCUGAGAGAAUUUGUGAGCCGGAGCGUAAGGUCCUCCUCGAAAGGGCAUCAAAAGAACAGGACUUUGGUUUCCACAUCAAGGGCUCUGAACCAGUUUUUAUAUCAACUAUUGAGUCUGGCACGAUAGCUGAGGAAGCUGGGGUACAAGUUGGCGAGAUCAUCGUAUCUGUGAAUGGUGUGAACUGCAUGGAGGCGACACGUGACGAGGUCAUAGAACUUAUGCUCAAAGAACCCAGCAAGGUUGUGCUGGAACUCUCCAAAUCGAACAGAAACCCCGACGACGCCAGUGAAGAACCGAUCAUGACAGGUUACCUCAUGAAACAGAGCGGGACGGCACUCCUGAAGACGUGGCGACGCAGAUACUUCGUGUUGAAGAGAGACCAUUGUUUAUACUAUUAUAAGACAGAAGCGGAGAAGGACCCAAUCGGAGCCAUAGUCCUAUUAAACUACUCGAUUAUUAAGGUUUCCGACUCUGGCAUCAUGGGACGGAAACAUGCAUUCAAAGCUGUCAAAUAUGGUGCAAAGAGUUAUUACUUUGCUGCGGAGUCGGAACAUGAGAUGCUCAACUGGGCGAACGCUCUGAAUGAGCUGGCCAAGUCUGCUGGCAGGACUGAUACUUGGCUUGACAUCAGCAGCCCAAACGUAGAUGUCCCCGCCCUAUCAAUCAAGAACCCAGAUUGUCACGGCAACCUUUGUAAACUUGGCGUUAAGCGCCGACACUGGCGCCGCCGGUAUUGUGUGCUCAAAGACGCGUGUAUAUAUUACUAUAUGGAUGUGAAUGCCAGUACUGCUCAGGGAGUUGCUCAUCUCCAUGGUUACACGGUGCUCGACUCUUCGCCUCACAGCCGCAAGUUUACGUUUACUCUCCAACCACCGGAGGGAAGAAUGAGGACGUUCUUCUUCAGUACAGAAAACGAGACGGAUUUACUCAGAUGGACCUCAUCGUUACGAAAGUCGAUUGCCCGAUGGGUGAAGACGGUGGAAUAAUGAUCUCAGAACAUUUUGAAAUCUGAUCCUUAUACUACCAAGUUUAGAAUCUACAAUGAAAAUUGAUAUCUAUCAUGUGACAACUUAUAUCCAAUGUAAACCUCGCCUUUAAUGUAUCCAAGAAGAUCUCAGACGUGUUAUCCACUUCUUACUGAACUUAAAGGGACAAUGGUUGUGACUACUUGUUUGGCUCACAAUUCCAUUGACCAAUAGUCCCUUUAACGCCUGUACUGCUGUACACAACUAUACAUGUUAAGAUCAGUAUAGGUGGCACUGUUGUGCUAUGUUAUUUUGUGCAUGUUUUGUUUAUACAGUGUACAAUUAAAGCUUUUGCUAAUCUGUUUUCAUGAAAUGAGGACAAACCAACGAGAUUUUUUCAUGACAAUUAUUACUGUGUAUUAUGCUACAAUAAUAGCUGGUCUGAUAUUGACAGUUCAUGUCCAGUUGUCCUAAGAUGACUCAAAUUGUUUAAAGAUGGCAAAUUUUGAGAUCUUUUUCUGAUGUGUUCAAUUCAUUUUUGUCAACAAUUUCUGGCUAGCCGGAACUUUUUGUGAGCUCCUCUGUGGGUAGACACUGCUAUCAUCCAAUCCCUGGCAAUGUACAUGUAAUUCCAUGUUACCUCGGUUCAGAAUACUUGCACUGCUGUGACGAUUGUGUAGACUGCUUUUUGAGCUUGCUGGCCUUUGGACGAGCAUCACUGUCCCUUGGAUUUUCAUACAAAAAAACAUCUAAGAACUUCAAUGACCUCCCUUAACCUAUUCCCUCAUGAGUUAUUAAGAGACAGUUUAUUCAAGAAUUUACCAUAUAUCUUCACUUAUAUUUUAUACUGUUGAUCUUUAGUGCAUUAUAGUGACUUAAGGCCUAGUUCCACUUUGAAGCAAGAGUUAAGGGGAAUGGUCUUUUCUCCCCGAUGCUUGGAUAGACCAAUAAAUGGCAGGGAUUUUCAGGAUAUACGCCAAUAUUAACAGGAUUUGGGAGGAGAAAACGCCUCUCGGAUUUGGAAAAGGGGCCUUUUUAUGACGAGAGGUUGGGACAAAUACCCCCAUAGAGCCUGACAGAAGUGAGGCCAGUUUUGGGUGAAAUGACCAAGUCUAUCUGAAGAUGAAAUUCACUUCAGUAUGAUAUUACAUUGUGUUCUCAUACAUUUUUUGUUUGAAAUGAGAUUAAUCAAAAUUUAUUAGUUACUUCAAACUCUUGGAGAUUAUUCAUAUUUGUGUGUUUUUGUUAUUCCAGAGUUAUUUAUCUUUAAAACAUCUUGGCAUUAAGAAAUAUUCUUAGUAUAAAUUAGUUCAAAUAUAUAUUCUAGCUUAAAUUGACCAAUGUAUAUUUCUCUGUUCAGAUUUGUUUGAGUGGAGGAUUUCUUCACCUUGAAUUCAAAUUCUAAUUCUGUUGUACGGUGAAAAAAAGUACUUAGAUAUUCUCAGUUUGCAAUAUUUUGAAAAAGUACAUGUAUUGCGAACUGUAUAUUCGAAGUAAUACAAACUUGUGUUCAUUUAUUUCAUGAUUCACCCGGUUUUCUGAAAAGUUCAGAUAUUUUAUUAUUGUUCAUUAAACCAUGUAUAGUUUAUUUCAGUUAUUAAUUUUUCCCCUAAAGUAUCACUUCUUCAUGGAGAAUAUCUUUACAUAAGUUAUACUUGCAUGAACAUAUAUCAAAAAGCCAGUACAGAUUGGAUUUAAAACAUUAAUUUCAAAUAUUCACAAAGAAACUGUAGUCUGUAGUAGGUCUGUAGUAGCUCAGCAUGACAUUUUUGCUUGUAAUGAGACCAUUUCAUCCGUUUCUGAUAUUUCAAAGUGUUGGGUCAAACAUUCAGACCGUAAGGUAAACUGGUACACAUUCAGACAAUAAGGUAAACUGGUACAGUUACACCACUGAUAGAGUUAUUAACUGUAACCUUGUAAAGUCUGUACACUACUGUAUCCUAUUCUUUCAUCUUAUUGUCUCGUGCCAUAUAUAAAUUUUGUGAUUCUCACGACCUAUGUUUUCUAUUAUCUAUGAGCUCAUGCAAAGAAAUAAAUCUGUUCAAUUCAU
Lineus longissimus is the source of this 4902-nucleotide messenger RNA. RefSeq lists its product as uncharacterized. The record is from RefSeq and is a predicted model, not a curated record. The coding region runs from base 96 to 2873 and encodes 925 amino acids. Lineage: Eukaryota; Metazoa; Nemertea; Pilidiophora; Heteronemertea; Lineidae. Gene Ontology annotation, molecular function: protein binding. The transcript has 11 exons.